UGGUGUCUUAUUGUUCCAGGCGUGGCUGCGGGACUGGGAAACAAGGACAGCUUAGCCGUUACAGAUUCAUCGUCUGCCAACUUUUUCUCGGGCGGAGAUCAUGGCAACAAAACCCAUCCGACCAGUGUUGGAAAAAUUAUACUAUCUCUUGUCAAUCGACAGCGAUGGAUCUGAAGCGUAGUUGCAAAACAACAUGAUGAACUGGCUCACAAUGGCUCAAGCGGUAUAUUCCUAAGACCUUUAGAGCCGUAAUCUCAAUUAUCACAGUGGCAAGAUAGGUUUAGCCGAUAUCGGGAAUAGGAAUCAGUUCAAUGACAGUCGAUGGUUACGCAAGUAGGACUCAAGGGCAGCUCGACUGGGGGGAAAUUCCUCUUCCUUGCUAAUUUUAUUUGGUUCGGCGGGGAUCAUCCGACCAGUGCUAGGAAAUGGCUCCGACACUCGCCAGUCAAUUAUGAUGGACCUGAAGCGUGUUCAUUAGUGGCAUGUAUACUAUGUAAUGCACUUUGUUUCUCGUGGCAGACAUGAUGGACUGGCUCAGGACGGCUCGAAUUGGCCAUCUCAUAGAUCUUUGCUGUCACAAUUCUCCAAUUUAACAAUAAAGGGGUUUCAUUCACCUCAUGUUUACAGUUUUACAGCAUAGGUCCAGUCCUUCUUAUGAUAUGGAGUAACCCCUGGUCUCGAAUACGGUAUAUCUGUUAUCGAACUUCUGU
Serpula lacrymans var. lacrymans S7.9 is the source of this 710-nucleotide messenger RNA. RefSeq lists its product as uncharacterized. NCBI's taxonomy places the organism in Eukaryota, Fungi, Basidiomycota, Agaricomycetes, Boletales, Serpulaceae. The transcript is spliced from 2 exons. The record is from RefSeq and is a predicted model, not a curated record. The coding region runs from base 322 to 525 and encodes 67 amino acids.